Propithecus coquereli (Coquerel's sifaka) is the source of this 2027-nucleotide messenger RNA. It is a transcript of the gene ZFP69B, whose product is annotated as ZFP69 zinc finger protein B. The transcript is spliced from 5 exons. NCBI's taxonomy places the organism in Eukaryota, Metazoa, Chordata, Mammalia, Primates, Indriidae. The record is from RefSeq and is a predicted model, not a curated record. Gene Ontology annotation, biological process: regulation of cytokine production; negative regulation of transcription by RNA polymerase II; regulation of immune system process. Bases 316 to 1920 code for a protein of 534 amino acids.
GCAGGGUACUGUAGAGGUGGCUACUGAGAGUAAAUACCUGGCACCUCCAGCUGCCGGCUGAGGAGACAGAUGGAGCUCAAGCUGGGAGACGUGCCUUGAGAGCCAUUGGCAGAAACAAGUCCAGACCCCAGAUGUUGGUGCUGUAUGCUUCGCGUGUUCCUGGUAGCGAGGCCCCUGAGGAGCAGAAGUCGGUGAUCACAGGAAACCGAUACACCUGUGAAGCCUCCUGUCAGAGGUGCCAGCAGUUUCCUUGUCAGAAGUGGACAGGCCUGUGCUGAGACAAGAGUGUUGCUCAGGAAGGAGGCGGAAGUCACCAUGCCGCAGCAGCUCCUGAUCACGCUGCCCACCGAGGCCAGCACCUGGGUGAAGUUGCACCAUCCAAAGAAGGCCAAGGAUGGGGCGCCCCGGUGGGAGGAUGUGACUAAAAUGUUUAAAGGAGGAGCUCUGCUAUCUCAGGUUGCCGAUGUGACCCAGGGAGAGAGUUUAGAAGAUGAAGUGACCCCUGGGCCCUUGACAGCAGAAUCCCAGGAACUGUUGACCUUCAAGGACAUAUCUGUGGACUUCACCCAGGAGGAGUGGGGGCAGCUGGGCCCUGCUCACCGAAAUCUGUACCGGGAGGUGAUGCUGGAGAACUAUGGGAACCUGGUCUCAGUGGGAUAUCAGCUUUCCAAACCUGGUGUGAUUUCCCAGUUGGAGAAAGGAGAAGAACCAUGGCUGAUGGAGAGAGAGAUUUCAGGAUGUCCAGGUUCAGACUUGGAGAGUAAAACAGAAACCAAUGAGUCAACCUUAAAGAAUGACAUCUCAUGGGAAGAAUUACACCAGGGUCUGAUGAUGGAAAGGUCUACUAGAGGAAGCACCUUGUAUUCCACGUUGGGAAGAGUCUCCAAAUGUGAUAAUUUAGAAAGCCAGCCAGAAAACCAAGAAAUGGGUGAGGGGCAAAUCUCCUUGAUCUGCAAGAAAAUGCUUGCUCAGGAGAGAGGCCAACAAUCUAACAGAUGUGAGAAAAGAAUUAAUGUGAAUUCAAAAGUUAUGCCAGGACCAGUAAAUCUUUCAAGAAAACAAGACCAUAAAUAUGACACAUCUGGAAAAAGAAGCAGAUACAAUUUAGAUUUAAUUAAUAAUUCAAGGAGUUAUACGAAGAUGAAAACUUUUGAAUGUAAUAUUUGUGAAAAAAUCUUCAAACAGCUGAUUCACCUUACUGAACACAUGAGAAUUCACACUGGAGAGAAACCUUUCAGAUGUAAGGAAUGUGGAAAAGCCUUUAGCCAAAGUUCAUCCCUUAUUCCACAUCAGAGAAUCCAUACUGGUGAGAAACCCUAUGAAUGUAAGGAAUGUGGAAAAACCUUCAGACAUCCUUCAUCCCUUACUCAACAUGUUAGAAUUCAUACUGGGGAGAAGCCCUAUGAAUGUGGAGUAUGUGAGAAAGCCUUCAGCCAGAGCAUUGGACUGAUCCAGCAUCUGAGAACUCAUGUUAGAGAGAAACCUUUUACAUGCAAAGACUGUGGAAAAGCAUUUUUCCAGAUUAGACACCUUAGGCAGCAUGAGAUUAUUCAUACGGGUGUGAAACCCUAUAUUUGUAAUGUAUGCAGUAAAACCUUCAGCCACAGCACAUACCUAACCCAACACCAGAGAAUUCAUACAGGAGAAAGACCAUAUAAAUGUAAGGAAUGUGGGAAAGCCUUUAGCCAGAGAAUACAUCUUUCUAUCCAUCAGAGAGUCCAUACUGGAGUGAAACCUUAUGAAUGCAGUCAUUGUGGGAAAGCCUUUAGGCAUGAUUCAUCCUUUGCUAAACAUCAGAGAAUUCAUACUGGAGAAAAACCUUAUGAUUGUAAUGAAUGUGGAAAAGCCUUCAGCUGUAGUUCAUCACUUAUUAGACACUGCAAAACACAUUUAAGAAAUACCUUCAGCAAUGGUAUGUGAAAUAUACUCAACAGCAAAGACUAUAUUGGAGCCAAAGUCUCUAAAUCAUGGGUUCCCUGACUUUUGGAUUUCAGGAAUCAAUAAUUUUUAAAAACGGUUUGGCACAA